Molecule: messenger RNA, 3252 nt
Organism: Physella acuta
Lineage: Eukaryota; Metazoa; Mollusca; Gastropoda; Physidae
Product: RNA/RNP complex-1-interacting phosphatase
Biological process (GO): protein dephosphorylation
Molecular function (GO): polynucleotide 5'-phosphatase activity
Source: RefSeq, a predicted model, not a curated record
UCUGAUUCUGUGUACACAGUGUGUGUAUGGCAGAAAUCCUAACACACUGCCUUAAAAAGUCUUGUUUAUUUUGUACUAGAUUUGGAACGAACAGCAGUAUUAGGAUAUAUAGAAAAAUGCCACCUCCAGAUAGGUGGGAAAACUAUAGUCCCCUUGGCAAAGUUAUUCCAGGAACAUCAUUCAUAGCAUUCAAAGUUCCACUUAAAGAGGAGCUGUUAAAGAAGAUCGAUGAGAAAGAAAAAUUUUCACCAGCUAUUCUGAUACAAACCUUAGAGAAUCAAGGUCAUAAAUUGGGAGGAAUCAUUGAUUUGACAUACACAUUGAAAUACUAUGAUAAAAAGGAAUUUGUACAGAAUUCAAUAGGCCAUGCUAAGGUUUUUACAAAGGGUCAUGAAGUCCCAAGUCAAGAUGUUUUUCAAAGAUUUGCUGGGGCUGUUAAAUUGUUUGACAAAGAAGGAAGUCUAGUUGGUGUACACUGUACACAUGGAGUGAACAGAACAGGUUACCUUAUAUGCAGGUAUAUGAUAGAGGAGUUGAAUAUGGAACCAGAAAUAGCAAUUCAGUUGUUUAAUGAUGCUAGGGGUCAUAAUUUAGAGAGAGAGAACUACUUGGAAGAUUUAAAACAAAGAAAAAAGGGAGAGUCAACAUGUGAUCCAAACUACAAAUUUGAAGAAGAAAAGAUCCACCCAGAGAAGGAAAGGUGGAGAAAAAAUAGGUCGGACCAUCCCAAUUGGCGCCAGAGUAGAGACAACCAUGGCGAGACAAGCUCUGGUAAUAAUGCUAAUGGUUUUAUUGAAACUGGUCUCAAUGGUUCUCAUGUUCCAUGGGGGUCUGGGCUGAGAGACCCAGCUUUUCAAGCCUACACUCAUCGUCACAUGAAUGAAGGUUAUGACUAUUCUUGUCCUAGAUAUGGUUACAGGAACCAUUAUCGUUACGAUGAUUAUAGAUCAAAUUAUAAUAAUAAUUAUUCUCAUCAUGAAUCUAACUAUGAUAGAAGUAACUAUAGGCCUGACAGAAGGCCUUAUGAUAGAAGGGAAUACCACAGAGAAGACAGUUCUACUUAUAGUAGAGUUCCCCAAAAACGAAGAAGUGGUGAUAUAGACUAUGAUUCAAAAAAGAAAAAACUUGAGGAAGGUUAUGAAAAGCCUAGUGGCUGUAAUGAGUAGAUAAGUAACUUCACAAUUCGAAAUAUUUUUAUUUUUUGGGCAGCAAAUUUUAUGUACAUAAAAAUAAAACAUGCAUACAAAUUGAUUUUGUUGCCUUUUACCAUUGUACAUUUGUUGUUUACUUUCAUGUAUGAUUUUUAAAUUAAUUGUAUUAAUGAAAUAUGCUACAAAUAACCAUGGUUGAUAGAUUCUGCUUGUAGCACAUUUUAAAAACACAAUGUUGUUUUACUUUGCUUACAUUUUAGAUUGUGGAUCAUGUUUACUGUGUUUUAGCACAUAUUUUUAAUCACUUUGUACAGCUUUAUUCUGAUAAAUUAAAAUAAGAUAAUUAUUGGAUUGUCUCUUGAGAUUUGAAGUUAAUAAGCUGAUAAUUCGAGCAUGUUGAUUUUAUGAAUUCUAAAAUCUUUGACUCCACAAUGCAACAAUCUGUGAUGCUAACUUGUUUCAAUGUGUGUGUGAAAAAGUUUUGCAUUAUGUUUUAAUAUGGUAUGUUUUGAUAUUAAUAUUGUUGUACAUUUUUAUUAAAUUAUGAAAGUGCUUUGAAAAUACAACUAUUGAUUAUUUAAUCGCAGUCAUUUUAGUAUGUUAAUCACUCAUAAAUUGUAAAUUCAGAACAGGUGUAUUUGUUUUGUUUUUUUUUAAUUAUAAUUUCUUGUUAAACUGGCUUAAAGCAACUUACUGUAUUUGGGUCAGGUUCUUUUUAAUAGUUUUAAAAUUCUGAACUAAAUAAUAUACAAAAUAAAUAUUUCCAUUUGCAAAAAAUUGAUUUUGGUAAAUCAUGCACUGUCUAUGUUUAAACUGCAUGUUAAUUUUUACUGACUCUUUAGUGUGUGGUACCUUGGCAUCAGUAUCAGGUAAAAAAGCCAUGGAUUUUUUCUUAAAGUAGUCUCUUUCUUGGUGUAGAAAAAAAUUACAACUAGAGUGUGUGGUAGCUUUGAUUUGUUUUAUUUUUAUGUUUUGCCUUUAUAAAAAAAUGAAAUGUUUUGUGUUAAGCUCAUGGUUAAUGAACCAGAAAGUUAAGUUCAAACCCUAUGUGGAUGAGGCUCUAUAGAUGGGGAUAUCAACUCUUCUAGGAGAGAACUCCAAAAUCAAUCUAAUUUUUCCAACACUAGAAUUAAGAGCAAAGAAGAAGAGGAAAUGUUUUGUUAUUUUGCAAUUCACUUAAAAAGAAAAUUGAUAUAGUUUGCAAUCUAUCAAUGUUAGUCUUAAACUCAAUUUUAAUCUCUGAUAGUUUUGUUUGACUCUGUAUGUAGGUUAAUACAUAAGGAUGAUUUUAAUUAGAUAAUUCCUUUUGUCUUGAUACAUAAGCAUGAUUAAAAUGCAUCCCAGCUUCAUUCCUAAUUAAUGUGUUUCUAAUAGAGAAUUUUUAAGGAGCUAUUUACAGAGAUGUAACUUUUCCUAUUACAAAGUAACAAAAAUUUCCCUAUGAAUAUGAAUACAAAUUUUCACCUUAAAGUUUGAUGAGUAGGCCUACAUUUUUUAGAAACUUAAUUAUUUUUUUAAAAUGUUUUCCUUCCUGAAAAAAAAUCUCUGAACCGUUAACAGAAAUAUGGCUAUGUAUACAUUUCUCAGGUCUAGGAAACGGAAAUUUCCAUUUUUUAAAAGGUAUCAGCUAUAUCUCUGCAUUUAAAAAGUAAUCCUUGUUAGAUAGGUUUACAAUCCUUGCCUUGUGAGUUUCCCCAAGUUAAAAAAACCAAUCUUACUGUGUGUGCAUAUUGGUUGGUCUUGGUCAUGAUUCUAUUAUAUAAAAGCUAUUUACUGUGAUAAUGCGUUGUGUUGAGAACUUUAUUUUAUCAGUAAAUUCACUUAAUGCAAUGAAAGUUUACACAGUAAAUUUGUAUUGAAUGAUUUGUUUUAUUUUUAUUUUCAGAUGUAUGGAAAAAUUUUAGAAAAAAAUAGCCUUUUUGAGAAGGAAACAUUUAGAACUGUGUAUAUAGUUAGGAAUAAAUAAUUGGUAGAAAUUUUUAAUAUAAAUGUUGAAGCAAAAGGUGACUUUUUAUGAAUUGUUUUAAUUAGAUAAAACUACAGCCGAGUUAUGCAAGUAAAAAUUAUGUAUGAUAAUUUUAAAUAAAUACAUUUUGCAGUA